Gekko japonicus is the source of this 3769-nucleotide messenger RNA. It is a transcript of the gene MYLK3, whose product is annotated as myosin light chain kinase 3. Lineage: Eukaryota; Metazoa; Chordata; Lepidosauria; Squamata; Gekkonidae. The transcript is spliced from 13 exons. Gene Ontology annotation, biological process: intracellular signal transduction; positive regulation of apoptotic process; protein phosphorylation. Gene Ontology annotation, molecular function: ATP binding; protein serine/threonine kinase activity. The record is from RefSeq and is a predicted model, not a curated record. Gene Ontology annotation, cellular component: nucleus; cytoplasm. The coding region runs from base 375 to 2498 and encodes 707 amino acids.
ACUGGGCCGGGCCGGUUGUCUCAUCCUGGAAGCAAAGCUCCUUCCCCCGUUUCUUUUCUGGGCUCGAUACUUAAGCUGCCGAGAGGGAGGCGGGCGAGGAAGGAGGUCUCUCUCAAGACUUCUAGACACUUCAGCAUGUUCAAUUUGCACGGCAGCCUUUAUCUGCGAUUCAGGAAGUGAGCUGCGGGGGAUACAGAUAGAAGCCAGGAGGCGGAGAGAUAAGCAAGUGACUGGGAUGUGGGGUCCAGUCGCAGAUAAGGCGGAAUGCCUCUUCUGGCAGGAUCCAUGAGGCUGUGGUCUGGAAUUCAGUCCAGGUCUGCAGGAGGCCCUGGUUGCUUGCCCAGCUAGGGGAAGGGCUUGGAGUGGAGGGGAACAUGGGGACGUUGUAUCAAGGUUCUUCUACGCUGCACAGGUCGCUCCGCUUGAGCAUGGGAGGCUCUUGCGUCUCCGACUACGUCAAGAAAUUUGCGACGAAAGAUAAAUCAGAGGAGAAAGCUUCAAAAGGGAAGCAUGUUCCCAUCAAGAAAGGAAUCCAAGCCGAAGGCAAGAAUUCCUUGGAAGGCAGCAAAAAGGAGAAAAAGUUGGAUGAACCUGAUGGGGUAUGUGAAAAGGUGAACUCGUCUGGAACGAACCUUUCCAAAGCUGACUCUGGUCCAUGCGGGAAAGAGAGGAUGGCCCAGACUGAAACUUCAGAUGCUUUGGGUUGCCAACAACAAAAAGAUGUGGGUAUCAGUGCCCUGGUCCAAAACGACGCCCUUUGCUGCAUCGCCGGAAGCAAUCCACCAGGAUUGGAGAACACAGACAAAGCUCCAGGCCUGGAAGAACCUCCUACAAAGACUGUCGAUCCAAAGCCCAAGGAAAGUGAAAAGGCGGCUUCUCGACUCAUUUCUCCAACUCGGGAAGCUGUGCCUUCCACUUCUGGCAGUGAAGUUAUACAAACGAGGCUUUCCAUCGACGUGCAAAUGAGCGAUGCUCAAGAGAAGCCUCUGAAGAGCCAAGAAGGAAACGUCGGAGGAGGCCCUGCCGGUAAAGGUGCCAGGGUACCCAUUCCUCAGCCUCCGUCUCCGGCAGGUGAAGGGGCAAAAUGUUGCCCAGACUCUAGUAAAGGUAAGCAGGCGCCUAAGAGCAGCAGGACUGAUCUCCCUCAAGGGAGAAAAGGGGCCAAGCUUUCCGAUAAGCAAGGUGAGCAAACGCCAAAGCCAGCAGACCGAAAGCCGCUUCCAACGGCUGGAGAGAAAGGAGAGCUUAAAGGCAAGACUGUGAGUUCCGUUGCAAAGGAUUCUGGGAAAGAUCCAGGGGCCACAACGAAAAGGCCCAAAGAAGCGCCAACGAUGAGGAAAGGCUCUGUAAAAGAUGGCAAACUGGAGACUGUGGAAUCUGGUGGCACACCUCCAGCAGACCAGGGAAGUGGAUCUGGUCAGCGUGUGGGGAAACCAUCCGAAAAUGUGGCUUUGGCAGGAGCUGGUGAAAGGGAAGAAGUGGUCAUCGAUGACAGCCCUCCGCCCCCUGCUCCGUUUGAGCACCGCAUCGUUAGCGUCAAGCAAACCGAGGUGUCUGCGGGCUAUUUGAUUUGCCAUCAUGAAGUCUUGGGAGGGGGGCGAUUUGGUGAAGUCCGCAAAUGCACCGAAAAGUCCACGGGACUCUGUCUGGCAGCCAAGAUCAUCAAAGUCAAAGUGGCGAAAGAAAGGGAAGAAGUGAAAAAUGAAAUAAACAUAAUGAACCAGCUCAAUCACGUCAACUUGAUCCAGCUUUACGACGCUUUCGAGUGCAAGAACAACCUCACCUUAAUCAUGGAAUAUGUUGACGGCGGCGAGCUGUUUGACCGGAUCACAGAUGAAAACUACCAUUUGACGGAAUUGGAUGCGAUCCUGUUUACCAAGCAAAUCUGCGAAGGAAUCUACUACCUCCAUCAACAGUACAUUCUUCAUCUCGACCUCAAGCCUGAAAAUAUCCUCUGUGUGAAUCGCACGGGGAACCAGAUUAAAAUCAUUGAUUUUGGACUAGCGAGAAGGUACAAACCCCGCGAGAAGCUGAAAGUUAAUUUUGGCACGCCGGAAUUCUUAGCUCCCGAAGUGGUGAACUACGACUUUGUGUCGUUCCCCACGGACAUGUGGAGCGUGGGCGUCAUUGCGUACAUGCUGCUCAGUGGUCUAUCGCCUUUCCUUGGAGAAACGGACGCAGAGACGAUGAAUUACAUUGUGAACUGUAGCUGGGAUUUUGAUGCAGAAGCGUUUGAGCAAGUGUCAGAAGAAGCAAAAGACUUUGUGUCAAGACUCCUGGUGAAGGAAAAGAGCGGCAGGAUAAGCGCAGCAAAUUGCCUGAAACAUGAAUGGCUGGCGGACCUUUCCGGCAAAGCCCAGAAAUCCAGGGUCCGCUUGAAGUCCCAGCUGCUGCUGCAGAGUUACAUGACCCACAAAAAAUGGAAGAAGCAUUUCUACGUGGUUGCCGCCGCCAACCGACUAAGGCGAUUCCCAAGUCAGUCCGAUAACCCCGCAUAGCCUGCGCCAGGAGAAAAACCAAUGGACUUGACCAAUUUUAGCUAAAAGUCCUCUUCUUCCCCAUCCGACAAGUCCUUUUUCUUUUCCAUCUCAUUAGCCCCAAGCACGCUCAAGUCUUUGCCUUCAGACCUAACCGGAUAGAACGGGACUCUCUGCCUCUCUUGAAUGGAAUCAAUUCCUCUUUGACAAAUUAUCACAGGAAAAGAAGCUCGAAGUAUGCCGUACGCCUUCGUUUCUCUAAUUACACUUUCCCCCCCAUGAAUGAAACUAAGAACGUCAUCCUGGUUGUGAACUUUAGCAUAUGGUGGGAAGGUAUCCUUGAAAAAUGGAAGACAAUUCCUACCAUAAUUUUGCUGGGAUGUUCUCAAAUAUUCAGUGAAAACAGCACGCGGGAUACAACAGAAGAGAUCUGCUCUUCUUGGCACCCGUUUGUCCCCUAGGUAUGCUUUGUCCCUGCUUUCAUUUGCCCACGCUGACCCAGUCCACUGCAGCAGGGUCCCCCCACCCUUGUUGAGCCUGCGGGCAGUAUUGUAAUUUUGGUGGCACAAUGCUUUGUCAAAAAACAAUUUGGGAUGUGUUGACAUUGUGGACUAGCAGCAUGAGAGCAGAAUUAAACAUUGACCUCUGAUAUUUGCAAAAAAAACCCCAGGGAAUGAACAUGUACAAUUUAAAAAUUUUAUUAUUGUUUCUGUAGAAGAGGCAACUCUCCUGCUAAGACAAGCUAAAAAACACACCAGGAAGAUGGAAGGUUUAAGACAAUGCAUCACGUUUAAAAUGUAGUCUGUAGUUGUUCAAAGGCUAAAAAUGUACGGUUGAAAAUUCUCUCGUGUCAAAUGCCACUCUCCUUUCAGACUCUGAAGUCUUUGGAGAGAGCUAGACAGGAUACCUGCAUACUUGGUUCUUGCAUUCACAUCUGAAGACAAAAUACAGUACUGAGUUCUGAUUCUAAGCCUCUUAAAUGGAAACCAGUUCCACUGAAGACAACAAACUUUACUUCCACGCAAGCAUAGUUAGAAUUUUUGACACAACAUUUGCUUUCUAAGCGGGGUGGGUGGGUUUAAAGUUAAUUGAAUAGGACCGAAUCCUAAAUUUGGCAAUGUGUUCUAGGCUGAACAUUGCGCAUCUGGUCACACAGGAAUCAGUUUGCUUAAAGCAGCAGAAACUUGAGGUACUUUGAGAAGUGUCUGUGAGGGUUUCAAAAAUAAAAUAAGGUGGUUUUUUCAGGUGUUAAAAGGUUUGUCCAGGUAAUUCGUAUUGGGGGACACACACAC